This is a messenger RNA of Lagopus muta (rock ptarmigan), 1397 nucleotides long. It is a transcript of the gene TBCA, whose product is annotated as tubulin folding cofactor A. Gene Ontology annotation, biological process: post-chaperonin tubulin folding pathway; tubulin complex assembly. Lineage: Eukaryota; Metazoa; Chordata; Aves; Galliformes; Phasianidae. Gene Ontology annotation, molecular function: beta-tubulin binding. Gene Ontology annotation, cellular component: cytosol; microtubule cytoskeleton. The transcript has 4 exons. Bases 129 to 455 code for a protein of 108 amino acids. The record is from RefSeq and is a predicted model, not a curated record.
CCGCCGUGCAGGCUGCCGUCCGUUCGGCGCAUGCGGACGGCCGUGUUGCUCAGUCACGGGCCUCCGCCGCUCCCACCGCGCCCUCCGCCCGUGCGCCGUAGGGCCCCGGCCCGCUCUGCAGCCCCACCAUGGCCGAUCCCCGCCUGAGGCAGAUCAAGAUCAAAACCGGCGUCGUGAAGCGAUUGGCAAAAGAGAAAGUUAUGUAUGAAAAAGAAGCAAAACAACAAGAAGAGAAGAUUGAAAAAAUGAAAGCUGAAGCAUGUGAUGACUAUGGAAUAAAAAAGCAGGUUGAGAUUUUACAAGAGUCUCGAAUGAUGAUUCCAGACUGUCAGCGGAGAUUAGAAAUUGCACAUGCAGAUCUCACUCAACUACUAGAAAAUGAAAAAGAGUUGGAAGAAGCUGAAGAGUAUAAAGAAGCACGUUCCAUUCUAGAGUCGGUGAAGCUGGAAGCCUAGAAGUUUUUCAGUACCCUCUUUAUAUGUAUUAGCACUGGGUCCAUUUCACACUUUAUUUGACUGUAGCUCUGUUACUACUGCUGAUUUGCUGAGGUUCUCUUUAUGCAAACUAGCCUCUCUCUAACUGCAAGAUGCAUCAAAUAAAGGAUGUUCUGAAACAUCUGUGUGCUCCACAUUCAGGCAAAAUAAAAGCUUUUCCAGUUCACAUCGACUACAAAAGGUUUAAAAAAAAAAGCUUAGGUUAAGAAACAACGUACACAUUAAAUGUUAGCUAUGUAAGGAAUGUGAGGGGCUAAUAAAUACUUCAGAAAUACCUUGUAACUGAAAUAAUUUCAAGCCAUUAUAGCAUCAACUCUGUACUGAAAGAGGAGAUGGACCGAAUGACCCUUUUCAAAGUCACUUUUUUCCUGUGAUUCAAUUUAUUUGUAAUUUUAUCAAAUAUUACUCCUUGUUUAUCUUUGAGCCCAAGAUGGAAUUAAGAGCUGAUUCCAAACCUUUCUCAAUUUGCCUGAGGUUGAUUUGUAGAGCCCAAUUCACGCAACUGCCAUUGAUCAAAACUAAGUUACUUUUUCAAUAAACACAAUUUUGUAGCUAUGUAGUAUGUUGUUGGUUGGAUCUGCCAGUAAGAGUUCUAGAGUGAACUCUUUUCAUCUUGGCCUAAGUGACUUUUCUGAACGAAAUUCAAACCCUGAAAGAAAACAUGUGGGUAAGGGAACAACGCUUGAUCUGCAUGAAAGAUCAUUUAAACACUAUGUAUACUAUGUUCUUUCAGAAUGGCUUUUUGAAACAGGAAACAGAACUGUUGAAGAAAGGUUUUUAUGUUAGUUUUUCUAGUUUGAAAAUUUUGUAGUGUGUUCCUUAACAGCAACAAAAAUCUACAGUGUACCUUUUGUGUGAUGCUAUGUUGGAUACUCUUUAUAAAUGUUUUGUUAAUUUGCCUGA